UCUGUCACAUGACAGAGGCGGUUCCUACACAUGUCUAAUGGGAAUUUUUUUAAAUUGAAAGAAAAGUCCACAUCGGACUCAGUUUGAACCGGUCAAGUUGUUGUUGUUGCUGUGUUGUGGAACUCGCUUGAUGCAAAUGAUGUCGGACUCCAUCAAAAACGUCGCGAUAUUUGGAGCCACGGGAAUGACCGGGCUCGCGACCCUCCCGCUCGCGGUGGCUGCAGGAUACAAUGUGACGGUGCUGCUGCGGGACCCCGCCAAGCUGCCCGCCGACCACAAGGCCGCCAGAGUGGUGGUGGGAGAUGUGCUCAACAAAGAGGACGUGAAGAAGACCAUGGAGGGCCAGGACGCUGCCGUCAUCAUCCUGGGCACCAGGAACAACCUGAGCCCGACCACCAUGAUGUCCGAAGGCACGAAGAACAUCAUUGAAGCCAUGAAGGCUCGUGGGAUCUGCAAAGUGGUCGGCUGCAUGUCGGCCUUUCUGCUGUGGGAUCGCUCCAAAGUCCCGCCCCGUAUGCUUCCUGUGACAGAGGACCAUGCACGGAUGCACGAGGUGCUGAAAUCAUCGGGGCUGGACUACGUGGCCGCCAUGCCCCCUCACAUUGCUGACGACCUCCCUCUGACUGAGAGCUACAUGGUGGCGGAGGGCAUGCUAAAAGGAAGAGCCAUCUCUAAACACGACUUGGGACACUUCUUCGUCAAGUGUCUGUCCACCUCAGAGUGGGACGGCAAGACUGUCGGAGUGUGGGCAGAGUAUAAAUGAUCCGGCUGAAUCGUCCGGACAAGGAAAGAGAUUUAGAUCUCUUCCAGAUCAGCAUUCUGAGGAGAAAAUCCAUGUUUAUGCUGAGAAUUUUGAAAAUAAAUGAGUAAUAUAUGUGCAGAUUCAAAUUCCCAGUGUGUUGUGAUAAACCACUAAUGCUUCCCUGUGUCCCUGUAUUUUUAUACUGAUUUUAUCAUCAGCCGCACCGAGGAUACACUGCUGCUUCGGCUUUAGCUCUUAACAUUGCUUCACGGCUUUUCUUGUCUUUUCGUAUUGAGAUCAUUGAACAUUUGAUCAUGUGAUGCAUCCUGUCUCUGCUCUGAUGUACUUUUUUUUUAAUAGCUCUUUAAAAAAUAAAAGACUUUAUCGCGCAAAACGUGCUGAAAAAGUAAAGUGUUGUGUGAAUGAGCGGAGCUGUCUGUUGCUGGAGCGAACAGGAAUAGUA
Anarrhichthys ocellatus (wolf-eel) is the source of this 1205-nucleotide messenger RNA. It is a transcript of the gene blvrb, whose product is annotated as biliverdin reductase B. The record is from RefSeq and is a predicted model, not a curated record. The transcript has 5 exons. The coding region runs from base 131 to 763 and encodes 210 amino acids. Gene Ontology annotation, molecular function: biliverdin reductase [NAD(P)H] activity; riboflavin reductase (NADPH) activity. Lineage: Eukaryota; Metazoa; Chordata; Actinopteri; Perciformes; Anarhichadidae.